This is a messenger RNA of Rotaria sp. Silwood1, 234 nucleotides long. The record is from the annotation of a GenBank genome assembly. NCBI's taxonomy places the organism in Eukaryota, Metazoa, Rotifera, Eurotatoria, Philodinida, Philodinidae.
AUGUCAACGGAACAUAUUCAUCAUUUAUCAACAUCUUCUACUUCAUCUAUUUCAACAACAAUGCCAAUUGAUGAUAUUCAGAUUUUAUCCACCUCUCAUGCUUCAUCUACUACUACAUCAUCAAAUACAAAUGUUUCAACAUUUUCUUUUUCUUCAUAUACAAAUGUUUCAUCAUCUUCUUCGUCAAAUUCGUUAUCAUAUUCUAGUGAACGAAUGUUAUUUAUUAAAACAUAA